Messenger RNA from Camelina sativa (false flax), 2039 nucleotides. RefSeq lists its product as uncharacterized. The record is from RefSeq and is a predicted model, not a curated record. NCBI's taxonomy places the organism in Eukaryota, Viridiplantae, Streptophyta, Magnoliopsida, Brassicales, Brassicaceae.
UUCUUUCUUCUCUUCGAGUUUUUUUUUUUUCUUUUGUUUUUCGUCUUCUAAAUUGACUUUCCGAAUCUCCAAAAAUAAAAUUUUAUUUUUUUUUUGGGUUCUUCGGAAGGAAGGAAAUCUUAAUUUUUUUUUCUUUUUGGUCUUCUUCAUCAAAUAAAUUUUGUCUCUUUUCGGAAAUCUCAGCUGAACCGGAAGUGCCCUUUCUGGUGUGUUUUGUUCAUUUAUAGUCUUUGUUGUUGUUGAUUCGAUGAUGACAGAUUCCUUUACCACAUAUUUGAUCAAAGAGAGAUAGAUACGAUACAUAGAAACGUAGCUCUCUUGAUACCUUUUGUUUUUUUUUUCUGGGUUUUUUUUGUUCUCUAUUUUAUUUUGAGGUGUUGAUCGUCAUAUGGAAAGAAAGAUUGUGUAGCUAAUCUCUAAUCAAAAGAGAGAGAGAAGAGAUGGGAGGUUGCGUGUCGACGCCUAAAAGCUGUGUAGGAGCGAAGCUUAGGUCAAGUAAACAACGAAGGAAGAGUCGUAGACGACGAAAAAUUCAAAGGAAGAGAGCCGUCUCUUCUCGUCUCUCUGACGGAUCUUUCGACACUCUCGAUCAUCAUCGUAAUUUCUCCAUUCCCAGUUCCAGAGCAACUGGUGAAGAAGCAUGGUUUGAGUCCAAUGUCGCUUUUGAAACUGACUGUGAUGAUGAUUUCCACAGUGUUCAAGAAGAUACUUUAAACGGAUCUACUCGUGUGUCAGUCUCGAGUUCAACAACAACAUCAUCAACACAAGACUCUGAAUCAAACGAAGUGAUGUCCCAGUCGAAUUCAGACGGUGACUUAAACGACGCAAAGCGGCCUGAUCUCGUGGAUUCAUCUGCAGAUGAAGGUCUCUUGGAAAACUGCAGGAUCUUACCUAGUAAUUGUUUGCCUUGUCUGAAUACAACUACUGUUCCCUCUAUUGAUAAGAGAAGGUCUCUUAGCUCUAGCCCUCCCAGUUCCAGGAAAAAAACUUCCCUUAGACUUUCUUAUAAAUGGAGAGAAGGCCAUGCUUCAGGAGCCUUGUUUCUGUCUAAAAUGCAGUUGAAGAGACCAAUAGCGGGUUCUCAAGUUCCUUUCUGUCCAGUUGAUAAGAAAAUGCUCGAUUGUUGGUCAACUAUUGAUCCAAAUAGUUUCCGUGUUCGUGGCAAAACAUACUUCAGGGAAAAGAAGAAAGAGUUUGCACCUAGCCAUGCUGCAUAUAAUCCUUUUGGUGUCGAUGUUUUCUUAUCCGAACAUAAAAUAAACCAUGUUGCACAAUAUGUCAAACUUCCCGUUACUACCACAUCCGCAAAACUCCCAUCUAUCCUUAUUGUAAAUGUUCAGAUUCCGUUGUAUCCAACUGCAAUCUUUCAAGGUGAAUCUGAUGGAGAAGGAAUGAAUAUAAUUUUGUACUUCAAACUCAAUGAUAAUUAUUCAAAGGAACUUCCGCUCCAUUUUCAAGAAAGCGUUCGGAAAUUAAUAGAUGAUGAGGUUGAGAAAGUUAAAGGCUUCCCUAUGGAUACAACCGCGCCUUUUAGAGAGCGGCUUAAGAUAUUGGGACGUGUUGCAAACGUAGAUGAUCUCCAUUUGAGUGGUCCGGAGAAAAAACUGAUGCAGGCUUAUAACGAGAAACCUGUUCUUUCACGUCCGCAGCACGAAUUCUACUUGGGGGACAAUUACUUAGAGAUUGAUAUCGAUAUGCAUAGAUUCAGUUAUAUAUCUCGGAAAGGGUUUGAAACAUUUAUAGACAGACUCAAGAUUUGUGUUCUUGAUGUUGGCCUCACAAUUCAGGGGAACAAACCAGAGGAGCUACCGGAGCAGAUUCUGUGUUGCGUCAGGCUAAAUGGGAUUGAUUUCAUGAACUAUCAUCAGUUAACUCAAGAACUCCUUUGACUAACAACAUUUUUUUCUCCUCCUUUGUUUUCCUUCAGAAAUGAAACACAAAGCUAAAAGCAUCCCUUUAUUAGAACCCCAAGAACAUAAAAAAAAGGGUGAUGAUUUUCAAGUGAAUAUAUAAAAUUAUCGAGUCUUUAUUAAUAUCUU